Messenger RNA from Dictyostelium discoideum AX4, 282 nucleotides. RefSeq lists its product as hypothetical. The coding region runs from base 1 to 282 and encodes 93 amino acids. The record is from RefSeq and is a predicted model, not a curated record. NCBI's taxonomy places the organism in Eukaryota, Evosea, Eumycetozoa, Dictyosteliales, Dictyosteliaceae. The transcript has 2 exons.
AUGGAAGAUUUUGAUGAUUUAGUAAAUAGAGUAACUCCAGAUAGACCACGUGGUUGGAAUCAUUUGGGAUGUGAUAUAAAAAAAUUAAGUCAAGUUAAAUCUGAAUUAGAACAAGGUAAAGCAUUACUAGAAGAAGAAAAAAAGGAAUUAAUUGAAAAAAAUAGUAAUUUAAAUUUACAAAUUUCAAAUAUGAACCACCUAAAAACCUUUAAAGAUGCCAUAGAUUUAGUUUACUCAAAUUUUUCUAAAAUAGACAUUAAAGAUGAACCAUGUUUAAAUUAA